Sturnus vulgaris (Common starling) is the source of this 1181-nucleotide messenger RNA. It is a transcript of the gene FASLG, whose product is annotated as Fas ligand. The record is from RefSeq and is a predicted model, not a curated record. Gene Ontology annotation, molecular function: tumor necrosis factor receptor binding. Lineage: Eukaryota; Metazoa; Chordata; Aves; Passeriformes; Sturnidae. Gene Ontology annotation, cellular component: membrane. Gene Ontology annotation, biological process: immune response; extrinsic apoptotic signaling pathway via death domain receptors; positive regulation of canonical NF-kappaB signal transduction.
AUGCAGCCGCACCAGGGCAGAGCUGCCCCAAACCCGGCGGGCUUCGGACACCGCAAGGAUGAGCCCGGCCCGCACGUCCGGCCAGUGCCGCUGCCCCCUGUGCAGCAGAACCUGAAUUAUUACCCCCAAAUCUUUUGGGUGGACGGCUGUGCUGAUGCCGGGGCUCCCUGCCCCCCGGCUCCCCCCGUGGCUCCUUUCCCACCGCCCGUUCCCGACAGGAGGAGAAAACCACGGAGCCCCAGGGAAGGGAGGAGCGUGGGAUCCCUCGUGAUGUUCCUGCUGAUCCUGGUGGCCUUCACUGGAGUGGGGCUGAGCAUUUUUAAGAUUUUUCACCUGGAGAAGGAAGUGGAUGAACUCAGAGAGUCUGCCGGCGCUGAGCGUGUCCCUCCGGCCUCCCAGAAACUCACAGGGCAGAAGGAGCAGCCCCCGAAAAAGGAGCCAAGGAAAGCAGCACAUUUAACAGGCAACCCAUCCCAGCAGGACCUGCCUUUGGAGUGGGAGCCCACCUCUGGCCAUGCCCACACCAGUGGCAUCCAGUACCAGGAGCGUGGGCUGCUCAUCAGCGAGCCUGGGCUCUACUUUGUGUACUCCAAGGUGCUGUUCCGUGGCAGUGCCUGUGACACCCAGCUCCUGUCCCACGUCGUGUACAAGAGGAACCCGGCGUCCCCUGGCAGCCAGGUGCUCAUGGAGGACAGAGCCACCCACUUCUGCACGGGGCAGAGGGUGUGGGCCAGGAACAGCUACCUGGGGGCUCUCUUCAAGCUCAGGAAAAUGGACAGCCUGCAUGUCAACGUCUCCAAAAUCGCCCUGGUCAGCUUUGAGGAGUCCAAGACUUUCUUUGGCUUGUUUAAGCUUUGAAAUGGAGUUUAAAAGGCAGCCCCUUCAUACAUACACACAGGGAUGUGUGAGGGCUGAGUGCUGCCUGGGCACACAACCCACCCAGGAUCCGUGUUUGGGCUUCAGCACGGGGGCAUUCGAGCACCUGGAAUGCACCAGGGCUGUGCUGCACCAGCCUGAGCAGGAUUGCACGUGUUGUCCUCACAAAAACCCCCACAAACCCAGAAAGUGGCGUGCUGAAGAGCUCCCUACUGAGAAGAUGCUGCUGCCCAUGGUGUCACAGCCCUGCUGGGGGUGUUGAGGAGGUGUCUGGGUGGUGCCACAGCACAGACAAUGCUGUGGGG